This is a messenger RNA of Scatophagus argus, 1687 nucleotides long. RefSeq names its product cell adhesion molecule 4-like. The transcript has 7 exons. The record is from RefSeq and is a predicted model, not a curated record. NCBI's taxonomy places the organism in Eukaryota, Metazoa, Chordata, Actinopteri, Scatophagidae. Bases 1 to 1338 code for a protein of 445 amino acids.
AUGGUAGGAGCUGUGAUAUUCCUUUUCAUUUACUGUCUGCCGCAAGGGGCCGUGUGUCAGGAGUUUGAGGUCACUAUUCCACAAUCAAUACAGGUUCUUAGUGGAUCCUGCAAAUCAUUUGUUGUCUCCCCACCAGAUGAUCCUCCCACACCGACUCUGACUCCACCCACAGUGAGGGGGGUGGAGGGAACCUCAGUGAGUGUGAAGUGUUCUGCUCCAGCUCCCUGUCUGUCUCUUCCUCCAGCUCUCACAUGGACCCCCCACCUGGGUGACAGUCAUGAGACACUGCAGGAGAAUCAGGACAAAACGAAAGUCAAAAUCUCCACUCUGACCUUCAAUGCAUCUCACCUCCAUCACAGACAGAACAUCUCCUGUACUGCCGUGUACACAAAACAAGAUGGCAGCACUGAGUCAUCUGCUACUACAAGUUUAACAGCUGAUAUUUCAUUUGUUCCACAGAUCCUGCCCUCAUCUUACUGCACCAAAACUGCAGAGCAGCUCAACUGUUCCUGUGAGACUGUGGGAAAUCCUUCUCCUACAUUACAGUGGUAUUUGAAUGGGUUGCCUGUCAAUCAGUCGGACAGGUUUGCAAUCCACAGUCAGCCUCUAAACCCUACAGGUCUGAGGAGCAUCAUCUCUGUGAAUCAGCCACAGCUGAGGGAUCUUUCCACCUUGUCCUGCCGCAGCUCCAACUCUUUGGGAUCUGCUGCUCAGCAAUUUUGUAUCAACAGCCUCCAGUCUGCAGAAAAUCAUGCAUGUUUAGGUCGAUUUAUGCUGCCGAUCAUCAUCUUCACAGCCCUUGCUCUAACAGCAGCCAUAACAUGUACUUCUCUACUUAUUGCUAUCAGGGUUCAAUGGUCUGGCUGCCAUAACUCUAUGAAGAGUCAGCGCACAGGUGACACCAACACAGCUGUGAUAAGUCAAGGACUGAAAAGUGAAGAAGGAAAUAAGGUGUCUACCACAUCAGAAGAAGAUAUAUAUGUGAACACCAAUGCAAUCAGAGAGUCAGAUAAAGCAGAAACUCAUUUAGGACAUCAACAUGUGGCCAGUAAAAGCUCAAAAAAGAAGAACGAGGGAGGCAGUGAUGUGAUUUACUCCAGUGUGAUCUGGGUUACCAACAGCAAGGAGAAGGGUCAACGCCCUGAGGAUAGGAAUCCGCCUGGUAGCUCCCACCUUGAGGACGAGAGGUGCAGGGCGGCAGGGAGAAAUUUUGUGAGCAACGCAAUGGAGAUGGGGAGUCUGUAUGACAAUAUUGUGACUGACAAAGAGGCCAAGAAGGCAGACUAUAAUGAAUAUUCCCAGGUUAAAUUUAGAGACAAAAAUAUGAUGCACAAAUGAAUCUUGCUCCCUGCGACUGACUGGCGACCAGUCCAGGGUGAAACCUGCCUCUCGCCUGUAGUCAGCUGGGAUAGGCUCCAGCUCCCCCGCAACCCUGAUGGAUAAGCAGUAUAGAAAAUGGAUGGAUGGAUGAUGUAUUGGAUUACAGUAUUUUGUCAGUGUUUAUUUCCUUGCUGUUGGAAAAUGUAAACUGCUCUGCAAACUAAUCAGCACCUCUCUGAUCAUCUCACUAAAAUGACAAAUAUAAAUGUCAUAAGAGAUAUAAAUCAUUUUGAAAUAUUCAAUAAAGCAUCGGUGUUAAUGUUAUUGUGUUUUCCCUUUCUAUGAGACAGUGGCAGUUAAUCACAGU